GCUUGGUGGAUGGCGGGCGCCAGUAGGUGCGGGAAGCGGGACGGUGGCGGCGGCAGUAGCAGUGUCUCCUUCUGAGGCGGACCCAGCGGCCUGAACUGUGGCAACUGACGCCUCCCAGCUGCCGGGUAGCCAGAGAUCCACAGCCUGCGCUGCAUCUGAGCUGCCCGCUGCCGCCAAGAUAGCGGCAGCCGCGCCCCUCUUCUCGGGCCCAGCGUGUCCGCCGCCGCAUUUUAACCGAUAUCGGUGACUCCACACAAACGGGCGGAGUUCUUGGGCUGGUGUCAGCUUGAUCCUUUCUAUCGAAUAAACAAUUAGUGGACAAACAAUUAGUGGGCAACGAUGGAAGAUUAUGAGGAGUUCUGCAAGAGGCAUUUAGCCAGGAUUCAGUCUGAAAUGGUAAAAAAUGAAAUUUCCCGAUCAGUUUACCAGAAGAACACCUCUGUUAUUCGAUUCCAUGGGAUAGCUGUACUUUCUCCUCUGAUGAACACAGAAAGAAAACUGGAAAUGCAGCAGUACAGACAAAAGGCUAUGGAAUUGGAGCUAGGUCGGUACAAAGCAAGAAAAAGUGCCUUACUUACCCGUGUGGAAGAAAUUAUUGAAAAUGUACAGGUAUGUAAAGUGCCAAGCACUGCUGAAUGUGCAAGAGAUCUUAUUACCGAACCUCCAGCAAAUGACUUCACAACAAUACCACAUACUAACAAGUCUUCAGUUUCACCAAUGUUUACUGAAAAAUCCGAGGACCUUAUUCUAUCAUCAAAGCCGCUGUUGAAAUUAAAGGAAAAUAUUUCCAAUGGAAACUCUGAUGAAAGAUGUACUGAAAUAAGUGACCUUCCUAAAUCAACUUGUAGCAUCCAAACUAAUGACGCUAGUUCAAUAUUUGUGAGUCCUAUAAAAGAAUCAAAAACUGAUGUACUGCCACCUGCAAAGGAAUCUCCUGAUCAUUAUGCAAUGAGUCUCCAGAAUCUGCUUAAAAAGUCAAGGGAAUACAUAGAGAAAGAACAAAAUCGACGUAGUGGGAAAAAUGUUUUCAAGGAAGGUACAAAUGAAAGCCAUUCAGAUAAAGAAAAUGAAGGUGUUAAAGUCGAUGACUGGGAAAAUGGAAGAAACAAAAUUUCUAACAAAAGUCAAAGUCCUAGUCCUGUGAUAGUUGAUAAAUCGAGCAGUGCAAGGUCAUCUUUGCAAUCUCAAGUUGCCUCUGUGACCAAUGAAAGCUUUGAAUUGCAUGAUAAAACGGCACUUGGCAUGUCUGCUUCAGAUUUAUGUACAAAUUUAGACUUUGCAGCAAAGUCGAUGAAAGGCUCAUCUAAAGAAUUUGAGUCAGAUGAGGAAUGGAUAAACAGCUCGGCAUAUGAAUAUGAAAGUAGUUUGCUUAAAAGUCUAACGGGAUCUUAUGCCAAACUGCCCAAUCCAGAACCAAGUCGUAGUCCCAAAAUACACCAAAGACGUCCCAGAACAUCAGCCAAUAUUGUUAUUAAUAACCCAGUGAAUGCUUAUGAGCUAAGCCCAAAAGAAAAAUUCAGUGGCCUACCUGGGACAAAUCAAGGUCAAAUAAAUAUUGGUAGUCUUGAUGUAAGGAGAGCUAUUCCAAAUGAGCUUCCAACAGUUGUCAAUCAAGAAGAAAUUGAAAGAAGCGCUGGGAAACUACAAGAUCUUUCAAUGUCUUUGGGAAAGAUAAAUGAUACAGUUACAAAAAAUAAUUCACAAUAUACCUGCUCAGAAUUUUCUGUAAAGUCUGAAAUAAAUAAGAUUGGAACCGUAGUUGAUAAUGAAGUUCAUUUACCAAUAAGGAGCUUGAUUCAUAAAGAUUCAUAUGAUUUGGAAAGGACUUCUUCAUUACUUGCAAGUAAACUAGAAAUAAGUCAGCUAUCAGCAACCCAGAAUGAACUUGAUCUCAAUGGCCAAAAGACUACCAGCCUGAUUGAAAAGGCUAAACAAGGUUCACCUGUUGUGCUUAAUAAAUCUUAUGAUGUCAAACAUCCAUCUCCAGUGCUACUGCAAGCUCAAAGUACAAGGCAACAGACAGAUUUCUUGGUUGCAUCUUCCGAAAGUGAAAAGAGUCCACAAAGCAACGUGGACAUUAAAGCCAAACGUAAGUUGGACCUGGGUACUCUAAAUGCCAAAGAAAGCAAACAGUUCGCUGUAAAAACUACAACCUCAUUUGUUCAGGAGAUGAACAGGUUGAUUCAAGAAAGACAUCAAAGAGUUCCUGUAAUCAGGAAUGAAAGUGAAGUGCCCUUAAAUAUCCACAUUAAGCAAGUAGAUGAAGAGCUUAUCACAAAACAGAUGAUGGCUUUUGUAGAAAUGCGAAAGCAACUAGAAGAACAACAUACCUUGCAACUCUCUAUGCUAAUAGCUGAACAAGAGAAGGAGCAGGAGAAACUGCGAAGGGAAAUAGAAGAACAAGAAAGGCGACUGAGAGAGCAAACAAAUUUUCUGAGGGAAUCAUCUGAAAGUUGUUCAAGUAAAGGAACCUCUUUAGAUUGGAAGAGAAUAAAUGGAAACUAUCUCGUGUCUUCCUUGAUCAAUAGAGUGGAUGGCAGUCAUUCUGUGCUCACCAGCAAUUCAAUAAGCCCUGACUCUUCAUUCAAUCGAUGGGGAGUUAGGGAUGAUGAAGUCCAGUCUUCCAGUUUCGUUGGCAGGCUGAGGAGUAGGUGGUCACAGAUGAAUACACCAGAAAGCCAACACAAAUUUAAUAAGAUUACAGCUCUGGCAAAAGGAUUUCUAACCCGCAGACUGAUGAAAACAGUGAAACUAAAACAGCUUCAGCAGACUGUAAAAGAUACCAUGGAAUUUAUAAAUAACUUGCAGACAGAAACGCCCUUGAAGAGAGGUGCAGUUUCAUCACAAGAUAUUUCGCUGCAGGAAAGAGUUGUUGCUCAGUUGCGAGCUGCACUUUAUGAGAUACAUGACAUCUUCUUUGUAUUAAAUCCUAAUGAGAGAAUGCAGAUAUUAUCUCAAGAUCGGGAAAUUCGCAAAGAAAAACAACUGAGGCAAAUGGAGAAAUGGAAGAGUCCUAAAGAAAGAAUAGCCCUUUCAGUUGCAACGCAGAAAUCUUUAGACAGAAAAAGGCAAAUUAAGGCUGCUGAAGUGGGAAUAACUAGUAAACAAAAGUCACAAGCGAAACAAAAGGCUUCAUGUGAAACCAGAAUUCUUCAACCAAGUCAGGGGCAGAAUGCCCCAGCUCAAAGACUACUACACAGACAAGGAGUCCACACUUCUAAAAAGGGGGUUGAAAAGAAUAGAGAGAGGGACUCAGAAAGCAGAUUUCCUAGGAAAACUGUUCCAGGAGUAUGUCCAGGAAGAGCGCUGAAAACAAAGUCAAGCAUUACGACACGCUGAGGAAACAGCACUCAGUAGGAUGAAUGGUGCUGCACAGUUGCUUGACAUUUGAAAAGAUCCAUCUUUCAAUAAAAAAAAAUUGUAAUGAAAUGCUGUUACUCUAUUUGAAGAAAUUUUGCAAGUGUCAAACUUUCUAAAUUCUCACUAAAUAAUUAUUAACAAUUCUGUACCUCACAAACUGAAAGGCAUACACUCCAAGAAUUUCAUCAAAGUGCAUCUGUUAACAACUAGAUGGUCUAGUUGUUUCUUGCACUGAUUUUAUAUAUUUGUGUGACUGAAGAGGGACUGUUGUUAGAAAUAGUAUCUCAAAUGUAUUUGGUUUUCUCUAUUGUCUGUAAACUAAAUGUAGAAUUUACUUUCUCUUUCUUGAUGUUAAAAAUGCAGCUGUUAAAGGGAGAAUUUACUCUGAAAUGCAUUAACUUUUGGGUUAAUUCGGCCAAAACUCUGCAAAAUGUUCCAUUGUAAUAUUUGCAUACUAACUUUAAUUAUUGAAGCAUGCACUUAAACAAAUGACAAGAUUUUCUCAAGCAUUAUGAUGAAUUCUUACCUAGAUAACUAAAAGACCUUGCGUUUGACAGAUGCCAUUUCCAGUCAAUGCAAAUGAAUAUUUCUUGGUUAUAUAAAUAACCUCUUAUUUAUGUUUAAAUCGCGUUGUUUUGUUGCCAAUAAUUUUAUUUUUUUAUAAUGUUUCAAUUAUGUAUUUAUGUUGUGCAUGUUGCAAAAUAAACUAUUUGACUAUUUGCAUUUUUGAAGGCUUUUUGCAAUAAAUUACUUAGAUUCAAAAAUCUAAGUUUUUAAAGUC
Pristis pectinata (smalltooth sawfish) is the source of this 4141-nucleotide messenger RNA. Its product is annotated as centriolar coiled-coil protein of 110 kDa-like. Gene Ontology annotation, cellular component: centriole. The record is from RefSeq and is a predicted model, not a curated record. Gene Ontology annotation, biological process: centriole replication; centrosome duplication; regulation of cytokinesis. Lineage: Eukaryota; Metazoa; Chordata; Chondrichthyes; Rhinopristiformes; Pristidae.